UAAGGCAGAGACGGCAAUUCAAUUCAAUAGCCUUUGCAUUCGUUGUUGGUACUCUCUGUGUGUGUUUUCAAUCAGGCGAGCGGCGUACGAACUCAUCUUUUCCGCAUUGAUACCAACAAAACACGGCGAUACGCUAACAAUAAAGAAGCGUAUGCAGCGCCGUUUGUUUAUUUUUUACUAACUAAAAGCAACGGCAAAACAAACCGAAUAACUCGCCGCGUUUCGCGUUGCUUCGCUGCAAAAACACACGUUAACUUGGCGUUGUUUCGUGUUCGUGCGUGGUGUCGUCGUUGGAAUCGAUGAAUUUUGGAUCUCGGAGGUUUUUUUUUUAAUUUUGAAUUGGCGUGUGCUCUGGUGUCUGGUGCUUGCCGUGUGUAAAUACAUACGUACGUGCAAUAAUCAAUACAACCAACAAUUCAGCAACUAGCAACGUACAGCGUACGUCGUACAACAAACGGCGCAGAACAGUUUUACUGGCUUGAGACUCGACUCCGCUUCCACAGCCAUUCACAUAGUGCUGCGUUGGUGUGUGUGUAGUGCAAGAAGAAGACAGACGUGGAGAAGAGAAGAAGAGGAGUAGCCGCUAGUAUAGUAACUAUUCUUCGAAGAGACACCGUGUACGUCGAAAAAUAACUAAGUAAUACGCCAAUCCGCAAUCGAACAGUCGGAGCCGAUCCGAUCGCUCACAGUAUGGAGCACUUUCAUCAAAUACAGCAAACCAUUCAACACUAUCAGCAGCAACUGGCUGCGCAGCAACAGCAACAAGUACAACAGCAACAAUUGCAACAGCACCAGGUGGUGGUGCAGCAGAAUCAGCAGCAGGCGCAUCAAAACAGCUCUAAUACCACAGCCGGCGUGGGCACCCAACAGCUGUUCACAUACAAAAUGGCCAGCAGUUUUCCUAAUCCGGCCACAACGAUGGCCCAAGUGGUGGCCACAUCGAACGCUGCCGGCACCACGGGUUACGAUUACCGUCUCAAUAUGGCCCAAGCGGCCGCAGCUGCCGCCGUUCCCGGUUCCCAAUGGUGGUAUUCGGCUGCCAAUCAGGGUCAGGUUGAUGCCAACACAGCGGCGCAACUGCAGCAGCAACAACAGCAGCAGCAACAGCAACAGCAGCAGCAGCAGCACCAGCAGCAACAACAGAUCCAACAGCAGCAGCAGCAACAGAACGUCAUCAACUCGGCUGGGAGUCCAAUGAUAAGAGGCAAGGCAGAUGCCAAACCCAGAGGCCGAAUGACCGCCUACGCAUACUUUGUACAAACUUGCAGAGAGGAGCACAAAAAGAAGCAUCCCGAUGAGACUGUGAUAUUCGCAGAGUUCUCACGAAAGUGCGCCGAGCGGUGGAAGACAAUGGUGGAUAAGGAGAAGAAGCGAUUCCAUGAGAUGGCCGAGAAGGAUAAGCAGAGAUAUGAGGCGGAAAUGCAAAACUAUGUGCCGCCCAAGGGUGCGGUUGUGGGGCGUGGCAAGAAGAGGAAACAGAUCAAGGACCCCAAUGCUCCGAAACGUUCAUUGUCUGCGUUCUUCUGGUUCUGCAAUGACGAGAGAAAUAAGGUGAAGGCUCUCAAUCCCGAGUUCGGUGUCGGCGAUAUUGCCAAGGAGCUGGGACGAAAGUGGUCGGAUGUGGAUCCUGAGGUCAAGCAAAAGUACGAGUCGAUGGCUGAGCGGGACAAGGCUCGGUAUGAACGGGAGAUGACUGAGUACAAGACAAGCGGGAAAAUAGCCAUGUCCGCACCGUCAAUGCAGGCGUCGAUGCAGGCGCAGGCACAGAAAGCCGCGUUACUUGCCGCCGCUGCCCAGCAGCAGCACCAGCAGCUGGAUGAGCAGCACGACGACGACGACGGCGAUGGCGAUGAUGACGAGAACCAAUAGGUUUAGCAGUAAAUAAUACUCUUCAACUAUUUAUACACACACACACACACACACUGUGUCGUUGUUGGUCAUCACAAACGAGGCGAAUGUGAACAUGAUGAUAUCGUUGGUUGAUCUAUUAUCAGGUUGGCCAAUGUGUGUUUUGAAUAUAUAUAUGUAUUUAGGGUGUUCUCUCUUUUUUUUUUUCUUGUUUUUCGGGUUUCCACUUUUUAAUAACGAUUCGAUGGUCACACGAAAGAAUUAUUUGAAUAAACAGCAAAACAGUGCUCUCUUUAGAUUUUGUAUCGAAAAUACAUUAAUUUUUUAUUUUUUAUUUUGAUGCAACUUGGUGCCUUGGUGCAAUCUAGUGGAAUCUCUUAAACCCAACUACCCCACGAUCGUAAACUGGACAAACAUUCCCAAAAAUGAACCUUGACUUUUGAGUUUAUAAUUUUUCCCCAAUUACCUUUUUUUUUUGAGCAUUGAAAUCGUUAUCGAAAUGUGGAACCUCGAUAACAAAAAAGGUACCCUUUAUGUAUAUAUAUGUAUGCAUAUAUAUAAAUAAUAUAGUUUUUUUUUUUUAACAAUAAGUAAUCAAAUUUCCAUGAAUUAUGAAAGAAAGAAAGAUAAAUCACAAAGAAAAACUUUUAUAAGUUCUAUGUUAAGAAUGAAUACGAUUAAGUAUGGUUAGAUUAAAAAACAAAAAAAAAACGUA
This is a messenger RNA of Drosophila kikkawai, 2563 nucleotides long. RefSeq names its product Dorsal switch protein 1 (gene Dsp1). Gene Ontology annotation, biological process: regulation of transcription by RNA polymerase II. NCBI's taxonomy places the organism in Eukaryota, Metazoa, Arthropoda, Insecta, Diptera, Drosophilidae. The record is from RefSeq and is a predicted model, not a curated record. Gene Ontology annotation, molecular function: DNA binding, bending. Gene Ontology annotation, cellular component: nucleus.